AUGAUGAUGGGGCUAACUAUGGUUAAGUUUAAUGAUGAAGCUACAAGAGAUCAUGUGUUGGAGAAUGUUCCACUGUGGAUUCAAUUACAUGACCUUGGGCUUCAGUAUUGGGGUAGUAAAUGUCUUAGUGCACUGGUGAGCACUAUUGGCAAACCGCUUAUGGUUGAAAAGUUUACUAGGGAGCGUUCAAGAAUUCAAUUUGCUAGGGCUCUUGUGGAAAUGGAAAUAACUGAUAAUCCUCCUAGAAAUAUUCAGUUUCUUAAUGAGCAUGGCCAGAUUGUGGAACAGGGAGUGGAAUAUGAAUGGUUGCCUAUUAAGUGCAAGGUAUGCUCUUGGUUUGGUCAUUCUAUGGUGGACUGUCGUAAGGAACUAAAAAAUCAGUGGGUGAAAAAGGAUGAUGUGGCUAAAACAGAGGCAAUCGAAAGGAGGAAUAAGGAUUCAGAUGAGCAUAAUGAUGAGAUACCCAAGGUUUUGCCUAGUGCUAAUGCUGCAGAGGGUGUUCCGGUUCAGAAUCCUAAGGGAUUACAGCUUCCAGUUGCGGCUAAAGUUGAUCAAUUGAAGGAAACAAAUGAAGGUGAGCAAUGGCAAACACCUAAGCGUGUGGCUACUCAAUCUAGGCAGGGACCAACUACUAGUAUUAGUGUUUCUCCUCCUGGUCAAGUGCAAAAGCAGCUGAAUAAGUUUGUGGUGCUUCAAGAGCAGAUGAAGGGUGGCAAAGAAGGUAACAUUGGCUCUAAUUCUUCCAAUGGAUAA
Humulus lupulus (European hop) is the source of this 753-nucleotide messenger RNA. RefSeq lists its product as uncharacterized. The transcript has 2 exons. The record is from RefSeq and is a predicted model, not a curated record. NCBI's taxonomy places the organism in Eukaryota, Viridiplantae, Streptophyta, Magnoliopsida, Rosales, Cannabaceae. The coding region runs from base 1 to 753 and encodes 250 amino acids.